Messenger RNA from Neurospora hispaniola, 604 nucleotides. RefSeq lists its product as uncharacterized. The record is from RefSeq and is a predicted model, not a curated record. Lineage: Eukaryota; Fungi; Ascomycota; Sordariomycetes; Sordariales; Sordariaceae. The transcript has 2 exons. The coding region runs from base 119 to 490 and encodes 123 amino acids.
CUGCUUUACGAUGCACAGUCGGCCUUUUUCACUUUGUUCCAAGAUGCCUGAGUAAUUUGCUUCUUGACAAUCAUUUUACGAGGUCAUCAAUUCCACAGCCAGACUCGUCAAGGGACGAAUGACUGUCGAACAUGUCACCGAAUCACAGCCGCCAACCGCAUUUGUCGUGAUGCUCCUGCAUCUCGAUUACGGCAAUGGUUUCUUUCUCCCCAAAGAGGCCGUCCAGAGUGGCCUCUCGACGGCGUGCAAGUCCCGACGCAAUGGUCGGGUCGCCAUAACGGGCCUGCGGCGGAGCGCAGCAUGCAACCAAUUUCCUCCACUAAUCAACGUCCAUGAUUCACAAGGCUGCCUUUCCAACUCGACGGAUAAUCAAGAGAAGCUUCUUCCAGUUUGCCUAAUUCAUUUCACUAAUUGUGCUCCAGGCCCGAAUGAUCGUCGCGUCCCGUGUCCCUCACCGACCCCCCGGUCCUCGGUGUUACUGUUAGCCUGAGGUGCCUCGCUCUAGGGCUCCGACCUUCGGCCUCCGACCACCGUACAACGACCUAUCGUCAAACAGCACUACCCUACUGAGGCCGAAACCCUUUACGAAAUAGUCUUGAGGUUU